This is a messenger RNA of Nasonia vitripennis (jewel wasp), 6220 nucleotides long. It is a transcript of the gene Nup98-96, whose product is annotated as nuclear pore complex protein Nup98-Nup96. The record is from RefSeq and is a predicted model, not a curated record. Gene Ontology annotation, cellular component: nuclear pore; nuclear pore cytoplasmic filaments. Lineage: Eukaryota; Metazoa; Arthropoda; Insecta; Hymenoptera; Pteromalidae. The coding region runs from base 586 to 6090 and encodes 1834 amino acids. Gene Ontology annotation, biological process: protein import into nucleus; post-transcriptional tethering of RNA polymerase II gene DNA at nuclear periphery; RNA export from nucleus. The transcript has 25 exons. Gene Ontology annotation, molecular function: structural constituent of nuclear pore.
CCCCUAUUGAAAUACACGUAGAGCCUAUACUAGACUAUAGCUGUCCCCCAUAGGAGAGACCUAUAACACACUAUACCUUUCCCCCAAGUUUUCGUCCCUUCAAUUUAACUCGUUCCUCUAUACCAAGUCUAUAUUCGUUGGUACCAGUUCCUUGCUAACUGCCUCCUCAGUUUUUAUUUCGUGCUUUUUGGCUACAACCAAUGACGAAGAAUACAGCAGUUUUGAAAUGUAUUAUAUAUAUAUAUUUUUUUUAUAUUUGAUUAGUACAACAUUAAAUAUUUAAUAAAAUAAUGAAAUAAUAAAGUAAUAAUAAUACAAAAUAAUAAUUAAUAAUAUUAAAAUAAUAAUCAUAUAAUUAAUAUUUAAUAAAAUUAAUAAAAUGAUCAUAUCAUAGGUAGUAACGAUUUGUACAUAGAAAGAACUGACGGUGUUUUAUGGGAAUAGUUAAUAUAAAAGGAAACUCAAUAUUCUUUUUACAUCAUAUAUUAUACGUGUAUGGAUGAAGAAUUGGAAUUUUUUGGAUUGCUGAUUGAAGCUCUCCCAUCCUAAGUACAUAGUUAAUUAUUUGCUGGAGCAGGAUAGAACAUGUUUGGGCAAACAGGAAAUCCUUCUUUCGGUUUUAACGCAGCUGCUCAAAAUAGCCCUUUUGGCCAGUCAGCUUUUGGAAAGACUAUACCAACAACUAGUUUUGGAACCACUGCCCCACCUGUUUUUGGAAGCAAUACUUCUCUUUUUAAUUCAAAGCCAAAUGGUUCAGGCCCUGGAGGUUUAUUUGGAAACACUACGACUACUCCCACGUUUGGAUCGAACAGUGCUACUUCAUCUUCAUUUGGAGGAUUUGGUAAUACAAGUACAACUACACCAUUAUUUGGAUCUCAACAAAAUGCAAACACGAAUUUAUUUGGCACAACUAAUUCAACGUCCACCUUUGGUCAAACAAAUAAGCCGACUACGUUUGGAUUUGGACAAUCAACUGGAGCUGGGCUUUUUGGUCAAACUCAACAGACAAUACAGCAAAGUACACCGUUUGGGCAAUCAAAUGCUCCUAGUAAUACGGGACUUUUUGGAUCAACAUCAGGAUUUGGUGGUACUAAUUCUGUUAAUAAUAUGACGGGUACCUUGGUUAAGUUCAGUCCGGUCACCGGUACUGAUACAAUGGUUAAAAAUGGCACUACACAAACUAUUUCUACGCGUCAUCAUUGCAUAACAUGUAUGAAAGAAUAUGAAUCUAAGUCUUUAGAAGAAUUACGUUUAGAAGAUUAUACUGCUGGACGAAAAGGUGCAGUUCAAGGACAACCUUCCACAAUGUUUGGAACACUAACGCAAGGUACACCAUUCAGUACGGUCGUUUCUAAUAGUACCAAUUCAGGAUUUGGAACUAUGGCGCCCAGUUUUGGUCAUACUAGUCAAAACAAUAGUACCAGUCUUUUCUCAAAACCCUUAACAGGUUUUGGUGUACCUUCCACUACAUCUAGCGCUUUUGCUUUCAAUGCAACAACUUCUUCAAAUCUAUUUAGUAAUCAAUCUAAACCAUUUGGAAUCACUACAUCAACGCCAUUAUUUGCAGCUAGCAAUACUACUUCUUCCGUGAACAGUGGUUUCGGAAAUAUUAAUACUCAAAAUUCUGGUUUUGGAAGUAGUUUCAAUCCUGGACAAUCUAAUCAAAGUAUUGGCUUAUUUACCCAAAAUAAACCCGCAUUUAAUAUGCCGCCGUCAACAUCUGUAACGAAUUUCGGAUUCGGCCAACCUUCAGCAACAAAUACUACUACAAGUCUUUUUGGUUCAAAACCUAUUGGAACUGGAUUUGGAUCGACCUUUGGCGGAGGUACUACCUCUACAUUUCAAACAGGAAGUACUGGAUUUGGAACUCCACAAAAUACUAAUACUACAUUAUUCAAUACAACUUUUAAAGUUCCGAGCCAAUCUUCUGGUUUCACGUUUGGUAAUACACCCAGCGGUGUUUCUACUGUAUUGGGUAAUCCAGGUAGCUCUUUGUUCACCUCAACUGCUAAACCAAAUCUUUUUGGUUCUAAUAACAGCUCUACGACGUUUAAUACAACAGGCGCUUUCGGAUCAGUGCCUACCUUUGGAUCUGGAACUAAUCAAUUAUCUACACUUGGUACUAAUUUUUUCGGAGCAGGGUUGUUGGUAAAUAAUCUGCAACAAAGUUCUAACCUAGUACCAGUUCAUCAACAGAUUUUGGCAUUGGUUUCUGCACCAUUUGGAGAUUCACCUCUUUUGAAGAAUUUAUUACCCGCAUCCGGAAAAAGUGAACAAUUUUUAAAGCCAGCAAAUACCAUAUCAAAAAGCUCAAAUAAUCUGCAUUACAAAAUAUUAACAAGCACGAAUUCUUCUAAACCUAAACUGAAGAUUGUUCCAAGUAUCGCAUUAUCAAAGAAAUCCCUUUUUGAUGGACUUGAUGAAGAAGAUCCAUUAUUGGAAGCAUUCCAACCUAGACCAAAUGCAAAACGAUUAGUUUUAAGACCGAAAUUGAAUAUGUUUAAUCAAGAUAAUCCAAAAGAACUUGGAACUAAAAUUCAACCCGUAUCAAGAGAUGAAACUUCUUUUAAAAUAGCCGAUAAAGAAAAUGAAAUACAAGACAAUAACAAACAUAUAAAUGAUAGUCGAUUAUCAAAUUCUUGGUUAAAAUCGAAUUUUCCUAGCAAAUCAAAAAUAAGCGAUCAGCAAAAAAUUGAACAACCACUUGCUGUCACAAGAAAAUCGGAAUUGCUUAAAGAAGAUAAUGAAUUAGAUAAUACUGUGACAGAAUUGAGGUCACCUGUAUUUCUUGAAAUUUCAAAAGAUGUUUCAAAUACCUUUAUAGAAGAAAGUAAAGAUUUGGGCAAUACAAAUGAUUACGUUAACAUUGAAUUAGAUAGUAAUGACAGCAAAUCACCAAGUGAACAAGAAGAAGAAAAUUUAGUAAAUCAACAAAAAAAUGAAAUAAAAAAUUGUGCAAAUUUAAAACUUCAACGGCAUGGUUAUUACAUAAUUCCAUCUCUGGAAUCUUUGAAUAAGUAUGUAAAAAAUAAGACAUGCAUUGUUCCUCACUUUACAAUUGGUCGUAAAGGAUAUGGUAACGUUUAUUUCGCCGACUCAUUCGAUAUUUAUGGAUUGAAUUUAGACGAGAUUGUUCACUUCAGACAUAAGGAAGUAAUUAUUUACCCUGAUGAUAAAAUAAAACCACCUAUUGGCAAAGGUCUUAACCGUAAAGCUCAAGUCACUUUAGAUCGUGUUUGGCCUCAUGAUAAAUCUUCUCAUGAACCUAUAACAGAUCCAAAGCGUUUAAUUGAUAUGGAUUACGAAGGAAAACUAAGAAAAGUAUCUGCUAAACAUGAUACGAAAUUCCUUGAGUAUAGACCAGAAACCGGAUCAUGGGUAUUUAAGGUAGACCAUUUUUCUAAGUAUGGUUUGAGUGACUCUGAUGAGGAUGAAUCAGUAAGCAACAAUGAACAAGAUUCUUUUAAAAACAAAGACAAAAUACAGAAUCUUUCUGAAAAUUUUACGAAUGAUAAUUUAUCUCAAAUUAUUCGAUAUCAGGAAUCGCAUACCGAAAUUAGUAACGAAAACGACUCUUACGAUAUUAAUUUACAACAAAUUAAAUGUAAUAGAUUAAAUGGAAAUCAGAGUUUCUGCAGUCCUACAUCAGUUCAUGCUCGUUUAACAGGAUGCGAAAGCCACAAACUACAACUCAUGAAGGCCAGUUUUUUUGAAUGGAAUAAAGGAAAUGUAAUUGAUGAUGUACCGAAUGAAGAUAGCAACCAAAUUUCUCUGAAUAGAAAAGUAAUAAAAUUCAGUAAUUUUAUCAGUCAUACUUUAGAAAAUACUGCGAAUUGCGUUUCUUCUCAUGCUAUGGUACGGCCAAUUGAUGGCAUUUCAAAUAAAAAACAAUUACUUACCACAAUUUAUGGAGUAUCAAAAAAACAAAAACAAGAUAAAAAUUUUAAAAAUAGUUAUGAAAUCGAUGAAGAAUUAUCAGCUCCUAUUAUAAAUCCCAAGAUUGCUAUGUUGAGAAUGAAAUAUAGCGCAGAUCCUCUAUUGAGUAAUUUGAUAAAUGAAUCAGAAAGAUUUAAAUAUAUAGCUGAUAUUGGUGUACAGAAGGGUAAUGUGUUUAAAUCUUCAUGGAGUUCAAAACUGUCAUUUGUAUCUAUUUAUACGCCACAACAGGCUGAAAAAAUGUAUCCAUACUAUACGAUGCGUCAACCAGAAUUUUCUAAUGCUGAUUGCUUGAUUGAGAAAGUCAGUUUUACAAAUCUUUUACAGCAUGUUCGAAUUUUAGGAGAAAACAUAGUUAGCAAUGAUGAUUCUUUGGCAGUCAAGGCCAGUAUUGAAAACCAUUUGAAUAUUCAACUUCAGUAUUCAAAAAUUGACAAAGACAAGUGUAAUCUUGCAAUAGUCUCUUUAGAUAGAUCAACAAAUUUGGAAGCUCUACAUGCACACAAAAAUGAAGCAAUUAAGGAAGUUAAUGAAGCAAAUAAAAAUAGCAUAUUGAUCAAUUAUAUCGGUGAUGUAUGGAAACUUUGUGAAUCGUUAUGGGGAAGAUCUCUCGAUUUGGAAAACAUUUCUAAUUCUAGUCAUGAACUAGCAAUGCAGAGAAAAGAAGCGCUAAGUGAUUGGUUAAAAUCCAUAACAGCACAAAUUAUUCAACAUGAUUUAGCAGUGAAUGAAAAAAAUGAUCAGAUUAUUUUUUCAUUGUUAAGUGCUAAUCAGUUGGAAGAAGCAUGUAAAUUAGCCUUAGAAAAUGGUGAUCACUGUCUUGCUCUUCUGUUGUCGCAAAUGGGUGGCACAUUAACAGUACGUGAGCUGAUUAAACAACAAAUUGAACUUUGGCAUGAUACCAAUGUCGAUGAAAACUUGUCUGUGGAUCGAUUGAAACUAUUCAUGUUAAUAGCAGGAUUGCCAACGUUUUCUCGACAAAAUAAAACUAUUGACGUCUAUGGAGGCUUGGAUUGGAAGAGAACUUUUGCUAUUUAUUUAUGGUAUAUAUCGAAACCUACAGCUUCAAUAACAGAUACUUUAGAUCUUUAUGACGCUUCUUGCUCAAGUAUGCCUGACACAUAUAUUUCACCGAGGCCUUGGCCUGAUUACUAUAAAGAGGAAUAUCAGACAGACAUUACUAGUAAUCAAUUUCUGUAUGAUUUAAGUUAUCAUUUAUUAAAACUUUACUGUAAUGGAAAUCAUUCAUUGGAAAUAAUUUUAAAUCCCCAAACUUAUACUUGUGAUCCAUUUGAUUACAGACUAAGUUGGUUAUUACAACAAACCCUUAGUGGCUUGGGGUAUUUACAUUUGUCGGAAUACGCUACAUAUUUAACACAUGCUAAUUUCGCUGCUCAACUUGAAAGCUUGAAUCUCUGGCAUUGGUCUGUUUUUGUCGUUUUACAUUUCACUGACUCUAAAAUGAGACAUAAGGCAGUUUAUGACCUACUUUCACGACAUGUAGAUAUCGAUGAUUCACCAAAUUAUAUACAUCAAGAAAACUUUUUAAAAAACAGGCUUAAAAUACCUAUUAAAUGGAUAAACUAUGCAAAAGCCAUCAAAUCUUGUAGCAAAAAAAGAUUUAAUGAAGCCGCAUGGUACUUCAUCUACGCGGAAGAAUGGAAUAGUGCACAUGAUGUAAUCAUGGAACAUUUAGCAACAGAAGCUAUAAUAAAUGAUAAUUAUGGUUAUUUGAAGACAUUACUCAGUUUAUUAAUGCCACCGAAUUCUUGUCGCCUAAUUAGUGGAUGGUUAACACAGGGACAAAUAAUUAUGGAUUAUAUAAUCAUUACGGCAGAAAUAAAGCAUUUAUUGAGCAAUGAAGCAUGUUCUAAUAUGAGCUAUACAUUAGAACAGCUGCAACCUCAAUUAAUUUCCCUUUGCUCUAAAAUAAAUGCAUUCCCGUGUCCUACGGUCAAACAUAGAUUAUGUCAAGCAGAAAUGUCAAAAAGAACACUACAAUUAGCACGCAGUUUAUGCAUGAUAAAACACAAUGAAAAAGACGCUAGCAGUUUUCUCAUCCAUUUGAUAUCGCAACUGCCUUUUCCAGAAGAUUACGCUCAACAAGAGUUGCGACCAAUUAUAAAUUUUUGUGUCAAUAAUACAAUUGCAUAAUUAUUAUUGUAUUUAUUUAAUACAAUAGAAAAACGUGCUAAUUGAUUGAGUAAUAAUGUUAAACGGUAAUAUGCAAACACGUUUUUUUGUAUACAACAGAUUAAAUUAAUAAAAAACUGAUAUAUUUUAA